Carya illinoinensis is the source of this 498-nucleotide messenger RNA. RefSeq lists its product as uncharacterized. Bases 1 to 498 code for a protein of 165 amino acids. Lineage: Eukaryota; Viridiplantae; Streptophyta; Magnoliopsida; Fagales; Juglandaceae. The record is from RefSeq and is a predicted model, not a curated record. The transcript has a single exon. Gene Ontology annotation, molecular function: RNA-DNA hybrid ribonuclease activity; nucleic acid binding.
AUGGAUUAUUGUCCUGGAUUGGAUGAGAUUGUUUCUGAUCUCUCUUUUUGGAAUUUGGCAAAUUUGGCUCGUGAUAGAGGUUCUCAUGAUGUGUUAACUACUUUUUUGGUAGUUGCUUGGGGACUAUGGAAUAGGAGAAACAAGUUUAUUUAUGAGGAUGUAUCUCUGAAUAUAAAUACUGAUGUUAAUAAUGUUUUGUCAUUAAAACAAGAGUAUACUAAGGUGCAGGUUUUUCAUGGGUUUGAUAAAAGGAUCAAUCAUGUUGUGUAUUGGCAUCCCCCUCCCAUAGGUUGUCUGAAAUUAAAUAUUGAUGGUGCUACAUUUAGUGACUCUUUUUCUGCUGGGGUUGGGGUUAUUUUGAGAGAUCAUAAUGGGGAUGUUGUGGUAGCUGCAACCAAGGUGGAAAGUGAGGUUUCUUUAACUGUAUUUAUUGAAGCCAUUGCUUUGUUGAGAGGCAUACAACUGUGUGUUCAGUGGGGGUACCUAAAAUCAUAUUAG